Messenger RNA from Phytophthora sojae, 246 nucleotides. RefSeq lists its product as hypothetical. The annotation marks the transcript as partial. The record is from RefSeq and is a predicted model, not a curated record. NCBI's taxonomy places the organism in Eukaryota, Oomycota, Peronosporomycetes, Peronosporales, Peronosporaceae. The transcript has a single exon.
CUUUUGGUCCGAGCGUACAAGCGAGUAUUGGAGUUUGUUAUUAGAAGGGUGUCGUCUAAACGAUAUGCUGCCAUAUCAAUGGAUGGCUGGUCUACUUUCAGACGACAGAGUAUGAUUAAUGUGACUCUCCUGAUUCCCGGACUGCCCGCAAUACUGUGGGCGACCAAAUGCACGGGUGACGCUGUCAAAACAGGAGAAUUCAUCGCCAACUUUGUGGUUGUCGAGAUUGAUGACAUUGAAACGCAG